Closterium sp. NIES-65 is the source of this 647-nucleotide messenger RNA. The record is from the annotation of a GenBank genome assembly. NCBI's taxonomy places the organism in Eukaryota, Viridiplantae, Streptophyta, Zygnematophyceae, Desmidiales, Closteriaceae.
AGCAACCGCUGCUGCCCCACAGGCAGCUGCUGCCACGGGAGGUGGUGAAUGGGUCUGUGGUGGGGCAGGGCGAUGGCGCUGUAACGCAGGGGCGAGGGGGGCGAAUGAUUCGUGACUGCGUGCACUGGUGCCUGCCUGGCGUGCCUGACACCUGGAACCAGCUCAUCACCAGGCAGCGAGCCAUCCAUCUCCAACACAAAGAUGUUGACGUUUUGAUUCACGGGAAUGACCUUGCCGCCUCUGAUGACCUUGCUGCCACUAUGCCUGGCGCCCCACCCUCUGCCUUGGCCGUGCAUGAGUCCACGUGGGGGCAGCCCAGCAUCCCGUGGCUGCGCCUGCUGGACGCCCUCCCCCUCUCCCUCAUGCGCCCAGACGCCCACGUCGUCGCCUUCCCCCUGCUCCUCAACGGCCCCCCUCUGCCUCACCCGUUCAUGUCAGAGCAACCGCUGCUGCCCCACAGGCGGCUGCUGCCACGAGAGGUGGUGAAUGGGUCUGUGGUGGGGCAGGGCGAUGGCGCUGUAACGCGGGGGCGAGGGGGGCGAAUGAUUCGUGACUGCGUGCACUGGUUCCUGCCUGGCGUGCCUGACACCUGGAACCAGCUCAUGUAUGCCGACCUCUUGCAAUCUGGCCUUCUUGCUAUCAUUUGA